Messenger RNA from Clonostachys solani, 417 nucleotides. NCBI's taxonomy places the organism in Eukaryota, Fungi, Ascomycota, Sordariomycetes, Hypocreales, Bionectriaceae. The record is from the annotation of a GenBank genome assembly.
AUGUCUCAUCUCCAAUACUAUGCCUAUGAAGGCCAGGGAGUUAAAAACAGAGAGAAUUUCUGGUACAGCCAGGCAGUUCGAGUAGGCGAUCGGAUUGAAUGCGCUGGCCAAGGAGGAUGGGACCCCGAGACUGGUGUGUUUGAGAAGGAGAUCAAUGCGGAAAUCGACCUUGCGUUUGCCAACGUGGAGCGCAAUUUGAAGGAUGCUGGGGGCAAAGGGUGGUCACAGGUAUUUCGCGUGAACUCUUAUCACGUUCUUCUCAGCAACGAAGCAUUGGGGGCAAUGGUACGAAACCUAAAGAAAUAUAUGCCAGACCACCAGCCUAUCUGGACCUGUGUUGGCGUGGCGCGUCUUGCAGAGGAUGAUAUGCGUGUUGAGAUCGAGGUUGUCGCACAUGACCCGCAAGAGGCCAAAUGA